Molecule: messenger RNA, 1248 nt
Organism: Auxenochlorella protothecoides
Lineage: Eukaryota; Viridiplantae; Chlorophyta; Trebouxiophyceae; Chlorellales; Chlorellaceae
Product: ATP-dependent helicase fft2
Exons: 4
Coding region: 1-1248 (415 amino acids)
Cellular component (GO): nucleus
Molecular function (GO): ATP-dependent chromatin remodeler activity; DNA binding; ATP binding
Source: RefSeq, a predicted model, not a curated record
AUGAUGACGGGCACCCCGCUGCAGAAUGACCUGGGGGAGCUGCAGAAUCUCCUGCACUUCCUCCUGCCUGCCAUCUUCUCCAAGGAGACGUUUGAGAAUGUCAAGGACGACGACGCGGAGAUCGCCAAGCUGACGGCGCGCAUGAAGUCGCUGCUGGGCCCCUUUGUCCUGCGCCGGCUGAAGACGGAGGUGAAGAGCCAGCUGACGGAGAAGGCGCACAAGAGCGAGUUCAUCCCCAUGGCCCCGGAGCAGCAGGCGCUGUACGAGGCGGCGGUGGCGGCCUACCGGCGCCAGCUGUCGGCACGUGCCAUCAGCGCCGACGCGGGCGCGGCGGGGAUCGAGAAAUGGUGCAAGUCGGUGGGCGCGCGCAAGAUCUCCCACAUCUUCUCCCACCUGCGCAAGAUCGCGCAGCACCCGCUGCUGGUGCGCCACCACUACGACGAUGCGCGGGUGGAGGAGAUUGCGGCGCUGGCGCACGAGCGCCAGCUCUUCUCCGGCAACGCCACGCUGAAAAAGGUGCAGGCGGAGCUGGCAGGGUACUCCGACUACGCGCUGCACGUCUUCUGCUACAACGCCGGCCCUGAGUUCGACGCGUACCGCCUGUCCUCGGAGCACCUCUGGUCUUCCUCCAAGUUCCGCCUGCUCAGGACCAUGCUGCCCAAGCUGAAGGCCGCGGGCUCGCGCCCCCUCAUCUUCUCACAGUGGACCUCGGUGCUGGACGUCAUGGAGUGGCUCAUGAGCGAGCUGCAGCUGCCCUACGUGCGCCUAGAUGGGUCCACAGCCGUGGAGGAGCGCCUGGCCACCGUGGACAAGUUCAAUGGGAGCGAGGAGGUGUUUGCAUUCCUCCUCUCCACGCGCGCAGGGGGCCAGGGCCUGAAUCUGACUGGUGCGGACACGGUCAUCCUGCACGACUCCGACUUCAACCCCCAGACAGACCGUCAGGCAGAGGACCGCUGCCACAGGCUCGGCCAAAAGAAACCCGUGACGGUCUACCGAUUCAUCACCAAGGGAACGGUGGACAAGAACAUUUACAACAUUGCGCAGCGAAAACUGCUUCUGGAUGCAGGUGUGGUGGAUAGGAUUGGCCCACGUGGAAGGGAAUGGGGCGGGUUAGGUUGUGAGGUGGUCGCAGGUGCACCCGUGCACAGCUCUGCGAAUUUUCUAAGGCAGUGCUGGGACUCCUCUCCUAUGCCUCGUGAGCCUUGCCACAGCAUUCACUCUUUUGUACAGUGUAAAGCCUUCCUAUAA